Molecule: messenger RNA, 556 nt
Organism: Meleagris gallopavo (turkey)
Lineage: Eukaryota; Metazoa; Chordata; Aves; Galliformes; Phasianidae
Source: RefSeq, a predicted model, not a curated record
CGCGGUGCCGCCUCCGGUCCCGUUGCGGCCUGGCCGAGUAGAUGGAGGCCGCGGGCGGCGGGGCAGCGCCGGGGUGCAUCGAUCUGCACGAUUUCAGCGGGCAAUUGGGCGAGCAGCGGGUGCACUUCCACGCCAUGCGGCUGCAGGACUCGCUCUUCCUCUGGGUGGGCGCUGUACCCGCCCUGUCCAGCCUGGCCGUGGCCAUGUGCAGCCCCCGGGACAGCGUUCCCGUGUCCACCUCGUUGCUCGGGGACCCAUCCGACACCGCCUCCGCUCUUUUGUUCUCUGUUUUAGCCAAGAAGACCAAAAAACAGGUAUUUGUCAGCUACAAUCUGCCAAACACAGACAGCAGUUUCACCUUACUCAUAGAAAACAGGAUCAAGGAAGAAAUGAUGGCUUUUCCUGAGAAGUUCUGACACUGCCAUCAUUGUAAAAUAACUGGAAGUUUUUGUUUCAGAAGAACUGACUGCAGUUUUCACACUGCCAUUAAGCAGUGUACUUGUUUUGUAUUGCAUUGAUUGAAUUUGCAUUUGUUAUUAAAUGUAACUGACCUAAA